AUGUUCCCUGUCGCUAAACUAUGGUCUAUUUUAGUGCGCCAACUGUCUAAACCCGCAGGAAACUAUCUUAAGAAACGUGCAGCCAAGAGUGAGAAGUUUCGCAAUAUUUGCAUUUACUUUGGUAAUAGGGCAUAUGCAUUUGACCGUUACGUAAAUAGGCGAUUUUAUCGGGAGAGUGGACAAGUAACCGAUUCUCCUGAGCCCAUCCCUAAGAUAACAAUUGAAAGGUCUGUAAAUAUAGGAACAGAGAUUAUUGGUGAAUUUAUCGUAUUCCUAACGGCUGCAAUAGUUAUAACAGCUGAAUAUACUAGGAGUAGCAUUAAGGAAUCUAAGAAGGAAUUGAGGCUUAGGGAGGAGUUAGCACAAAUUAAGAAACGACUGGACGAUAUACAACAAGUUUCAACGGUAGAAGAAAUAGAUUAUACGCCAAGUCAAAACAUAACCAAUAAAUUGCAAAAUGUCGGCAGUAUCGUCAAAAAUUGCAUUGCAUUUGCAUAUGAGAAAUCUUAUGUCGUUUAUGAAUACAUCAAAGAAGUAUUCUAUUAG
Messenger RNA from Babesia microti strain RI, 546 nucleotides. RefSeq names its product Optic atrophy 3 protein (OPA3). Gene Ontology annotation, biological process: regulation of lipid metabolic process. The transcript has a single exon. Bases 1 to 546 code for a protein of 181 amino acids. The record is from RefSeq and is a predicted model, not a curated record. Gene Ontology annotation, cellular component: mitochondrion. NCBI's taxonomy places the organism in Eukaryota, Apicomplexa, Aconoidasida, Piroplasmida, Babesiidae.